Penicillium atrosanguineum is the source of this 2259-nucleotide messenger RNA. Its product is annotated as P-loop containing nucleoside triphosphate hydrolase protein. Gene Ontology annotation, biological process: nucleoside metabolic process. The record is from RefSeq and is a predicted model, not a curated record. The coding region runs from base 1 to 2259 and encodes 752 amino acids. Gene Ontology annotation, molecular function: protein binding; catalytic activity. The transcript is spliced from 6 exons. Lineage: Eukaryota; Fungi; Ascomycota; Eurotiomycetes; Eurotiales; Aspergillaceae.
AUGUUGAGCCGCGAGUCUUACCGUGUGGGAUGGAUAUGUCUUUUGGAGGUGGAACAGAUUGCGGCAAUGGAGAUGCUAGACGAUGAGCACCCGCCUCUUCCGCAGCCGAGCGCGGACACAAACGUUUACAAUCUCGGCAGCAUCAACAACCAUAACGUUGUUAUCGCCGGUCUUCCUCGGGCGGGAAAUUACUCCGCAGCCACAGUCGUUACCCAAAUGAGAACGACAUUCCCAAACCUCAAAUACGGCCUACUGGUAGGGAUUGGGGGUGGUGUACCGAUAAAGACAGAUCAUGGGAUGAUCCGUCUAGGACAUGUGGUGAAUAUGGAAGCAUUGCAAUUGAGCCGCCUUCGAACAUUUCGUCGCUUUAAGUUUCCUAGUACCGCGAAUGACUAUCUCUACCCAUCACAUUAUACACAUAAGCAGGACGGUGUAUCAUGUGCAGAUGGUGGCUGUGACCCGAAGCAGCGCAUCGAGCGACCGAAUGACGAGGAAGGUGAACCGUUCAUCAUUGUCCACCGAGGCACAAUAGCGUCUGGAGAGUUAGUGAUCAAGGAUGCCAAGCAGAGGGAUGAUUUGGCGCAGGAGCAUGGGGUGUUAUGCUUCGAAAUGGAGGCAGCGGGAGCCCUUGCAGAUUUGCCAUGUAUGGUAAUUCGAGGUAUCUCCGACUACUGCGACUCGCAUAAGAACGACCAGUGGCAUGGCUACGCAGCGGCGGUAGCAGCCGCUUAUGCACGGCAGUUAUUCUUCCAUAUGGCCAUUGAAGAGGUACAAAGAACUCCAAAUCCAACGCCUACCGCUUUCGAGCUCCCGCUUAAUCUGUCCGAGAUAUCCGAAGUGACCCAUUUCGUUGCACGAGAGGAUCAGCUCAAGAAAAUACAAGAGAUCCUCGGCGCAACUGUGGGACGCUGUACUGCCGUCGUGCAUGGAUUAGGUGGUAUUGGCAAGACGCAAUUAGCGAUUGCAUACAUCAAGCGACAUCGGUCUGAUUAUUCGGCUGAGAUAUGGCCAAAUGCAAGAGAUGAAACAUCGUUGAAGCAAAGCUUUGCUCGCGCAGCUAAGUGGAUUUUACGCCAUCACCCGUCUAUCACAUACAUUGCAGGUGCUUUGGAGAGCCGAGACCUAGAUAAGACGGUGAAAGCGGUAAACCGAUGGUUGAACGAUGCGAGUAACAAUCGCUGGUUGCUCGUCUAUGACAACUAUGAUAAUCUUUUAAUGGGCACCCAUACGGGGAAAUUCUCAACCUAUACUUCCUCCCCUGGGGCAGCUACAUACAGCGGUGACGAUAGAGAUCUUGCAAAGGCUUUUGAUCUUCAGUCAUUCUUGCCCGAGGCCGACCAUGGUGCUAUUGUUGUGACUACACGGUCAUCUAUGGUAAAAAUUGGCCGGACUAUUCACUUGAGAAAGCUAGAGGAUAUCAAUGAUAGUCUCGAAGUUCUAACUUCCGUUUCUGGCCGAAAAGAUUUGAAACAAGACCCCGUAGCUGCUGAUCUUGCAAGGCAGCUCGAUGGACUACCGCUGGCUCUUGCGACUGCCGGCGCAUACUUAGAGCAAACUUCAAUAAGCUGCACUGAGUAUCUUCAGCUAUACCGUGAAUCUUGGCAGCAAUUCCAUAAAGAGACGCCGCAGCUGCCAGCAUACGAUCAAACUCUGCACUCAACAUGGAAUCUCUCAUAUGGCUACAUUCAGCAGCAUAGUCCAACUGCAGCUAUGCUUCUCCGACAAUGGGCCUACUUUUCCAGCGAAGACUUGUGCCACGGGCUCGUGGAAGCUGAUCAGCCUGCUAUGUCAAAGCAUGUGGAGUCACGAGGGAGAGAGGAAAGCGAAUUCUGGCUUAUACAGCGGCGGCUCACAGCACACGCGGACAGAUGUCUGAAGACAAUAAGAAUGAUGGAAAUUGAAGAUAAGGCUCUGGGGACUCUACUUCCUUUGGGCUGGCUCUACAAGGAUCAACGCCGGCUCCAAGAUGCAGAAGCAGUGUAUGAGCGAGCACUAGAAGGCUAUGAGAAAAUCUCACCCGCGAACUCAAUUACAACCCGUAUCCCUGCUUUGGGAGCGGUCGUCAACCUAGGCUGUCUAUGUGAGAAGCAGGGAAAUGUUUUCGACGCCCUGUUGUACUCUCAGCGGGCGCUGGAUAGCACUGACAUCAUUUAUGGAAGGCAAAGCCAGACAUAUGCAAUGCUGUCUAGCCAAAUCAGUUCUCUGCAGCGUGCUAGGUCCGAAAAAAUCGAUAAGCAAGACUUCAUAUUUCAAAAAUGA